CACUGCCUGCUCUGGAGCCUCUGUGUCAUCCUCUCAGCUGCCUAAAGAACUGAAAUGGGAACUGUCAAGUUUCUUAUUUCUGACCUCCAAAACACCUUUUUUUUUUUUUAUUGAUGCUUAUCCAGCAAGACCCAACGACCCAGUAGUUUAAAGAUUAACCAAACUACAGGGUCCAGAUUCCCUUCCCCUUGGCAAAGACAAACAAAUCCAUGAUUUAAUGUAAUUUAAAGUAAAAAAAAAAAGAGUUAUAUAAUUUAAAACAUAACUACUUAAAGUUGAAUUUUCUUGCUUAAGCGAACAAGCCAUAUUGUAUAGGUAAAAAUAAGGCUGGAUAAAAGUCUGUAUACGGUUCUGGGUGGUUUUCUCACAUUUUAUUCACACUUUGAAUCUGGUGCCUCACUGACAUGGUGAUGAGGUUUAAGCCAUUGCUACUUACAAUGCAUGUGUGGACAAACGCAAACUACUUUUAUAGAAACAACCUCUUCAUUGUCUUGCUGUUCAUAACUGGAGUGGUUUUCCAGUGUGAUUUCUGCUUGACUGUGCACUGGCUGUUAUUUACUCUAUGAAAGACUAUUUCUGUACCUCAUUACAUCACCACCACCAACAGAAACUGAAAGCUCUGCAAGCCUCUCUAGGCUGAGAGAACUGCAGGAGACUUCUCUCUCUCUUUUUUCCUUUUCUGACGGAGAUUUUGCUCUUCUCAAAGUAAGGAGAGGCAGAAAAAUGGAUAAGUUACAGAAGGCAGUGGAUUUCUGCAUCCGCCACCAGACCACACUGAGUUACAGCAUCGUGUCCCUGCUGACGGCUGCCAUCGAGCGCAUCUUCUCAUCUGUGAUGUUCAAGUGUCCCUGCAACUCUGGGAAUAUGCUGUAUGGUUUCUCCUUCCUCUUAGCACCUGCCUUCAUCCUCUUGCUGCUGGGCUACAUGGUGAAUACCAGGUCAUGGCGCCUGUUUACAGGCACGUGCUGUCCGGAGAAUAAGCCCAAAUGCUGUUCCUGGCAGGCCUGUGCCCAUUUCUGCCAGCUGCUGGUGCCGAUGACAGCCAAAGCCUUGGUGGCCCCGCUGACCUGGAUAGCGGUGGCCCUGCUUGGAGCCAACUUCUAUGAGUGUGGGGCCAGCGGGAGCAACCUGACACUGAGCCGCUUCUGUAAAAAUAAAGGAAAUUACUGCCAAGAAGAGCUGUACAAAAUGCCCUGUGAUAAGGAGUUAUCAGCAAAGAUAUCAAGCGAAUGGCUCAGCCUUCAAGCACAGUCCCAGCUGAUGGGAUGGUUCCUGAUAGCCAGCAUCAUGACUGUGGCACUGAUUUCAACAUGUAUCACCCACUGCUGCUCCCCUGUCAGUUAUCUUCAGCUCAAGUUCUGGAAAAUUUACUCAAAAAAAGAACAUGAACUCUUUAAGGUCAAAGCCAAAGAGCAUGCAACCAAUCUAGCAGAAAGAAAUACAGAUUGCUUUUUUGAAGCCACUGACCCAGCAUCAUUUCCUACUCCCAGCAAUGAAGACUGGCAGAAGAUUUCAAUCUUGUAUACCUUUAAUUCACAAGAGCAGUAUUACAGCACGUUACACAAGUACGUGAGUACCAACAGAGGCAAGAGCGCCAAAUUCAAGGAAGAAGGCCAGCAUCUCACUGUUUUAGAAUUUGUGGAUGAAGCCCAGGCAAGCAUAUGAGGGUUGUAAUGAAACAAAUCCUUUGCAGUGCUGGCAGUCUUUUAGCCCUACUGAUAUAAGAAGAGUCUUGUUCUCUGCUCUUACUGAAAUCUAUGCAAACUGCAAGUGAAAGCUGAUAGUUGCAAUCCUCAAUAGAUUUGCUUUCAAAUACAUUUUAAUCCUUUUGCUUAAGUACAUUUAAAAGGCAGUUUUCCUGUGUUGUUGUCUAUUAAGAAAAGUUGUUUGUAAAAUAAUCACUAUCCACAAAGAUGUCAGCACGUAUUAUGUCAGAUUAUUACCGAUGCCGUAAGAGCACUUGCCAGGAGGAGUGACAAUACCAAACCUUAUCAAAGAGACAAAGACAGAAAUGGACGAUUUGAUCAGAAAUUCCGCUCAGUUUAUUAGCUCUCUCUUUAAAAUUAAGCUUUCAGUGAAGCUUAGAGCAAGCUGUAGAUUAAAAAAUUUAGCUUGUCUUGAGGGUUUAGGCUCAUGCAUAACAUAGCAGUGUAGAUGAAGCUUAUAUAUUAACAAGCACAUUAAAAGCACAUUCCUAUAUUUAGGGACAUGAAAAAUCUGCAAUCUAUACUAGCAAGUAGCAAUAUUCUUAUCACACAGGAUCUUAUUAUGAGAAAUGAAGAUACAAAUCUUAAGUGAAGAAUAAUAAAGUUCACCUUUCUCCUGAAAA
Molecule: messenger RNA, 2329 nt
Organism: Motacilla alba alba
Lineage: Eukaryota; Metazoa; Chordata; Aves; Passeriformes; Motacillidae
Product: calcium homeostasis modulator protein 6-like
Exons: 2
Coding region: 724-1665 (313 amino acids)
Molecular function (GO): monoatomic cation channel activity
Source: RefSeq, a predicted model, not a curated record